Molecule: messenger RNA, 580 nt
Organism: Mytilinidion resinicola
Lineage: Eukaryota; Fungi; Ascomycota; Dothideomycetes; Mytilinidiales; Mytilinidiaceae
Exons: 1
Coding region: 41-520 (159 amino acids)
Source: RefSeq, a predicted model, not a curated record
AUGGGGCUUCUCGGCGGCUCUUGCAAAGAAAUUAUGCUCAAUGGAAUUGGAAACUAUUACGGCCCAGUUUCCUCAGGACUUUGGGACUUAUACACGUCAGGUCCCGCCUCGUGUGCAAGGCUCUGCUGUUCGCACCCAGGUUGUCGUAAAGACAGUCGACAGCGGACCUCAUAUCUACAGUUAUUUGGAAUUCUUACACGGCUUUAUCUUCGGGCUCAUGACCGACUGUUUCAAGACUCUAAGAUUAGCUCACCCACGUGUCUGGGGCAAGACUGCGGAUAUCGAGUCGUAUAACAGUAUCAAGGCCCUCCGUUCACUGGGGGUGGACAAAGUACCGUCUCCGAAGCCUAUGUACGCCAAAAUGAUGAAGUCCGGAGUCGCCAGCAUGCGCACCUUAGCAGCGCAAAACAACAACGUUCCGGAUCCUGCUGAAAUUCAGAGACUGGGACUCUGGAAGAAACGCUUCGAUGAUAUUAUCGGGCUGCUGAGGUUGGACUUUGAAGCCGCCUUUGGCGAGUAGCGUGCCGGAGGGAACGGGACUGUGAUUGAGUUGACAAGCGGUAGACUUGACAAGGGUGAA